This is a messenger RNA of Porites lobata, 7129 nucleotides long. The record is from the annotation of a GenBank genome assembly. NCBI's taxonomy places the organism in Eukaryota, Metazoa, Cnidaria, Anthozoa, Scleractinia, Poritidae.
GCUAAAACCAUACCAGAAAGAAACCUCUGCUCGCAAGAUAGGUGUAGUUAUGGCUCUUAAGGCUCGACCACCUCAGUGAUGUAGAGGUCAUGUGGAAGAGACAUGCGUCCGAAGUCUUGAAAUAUCUCGACCCAUAACUCAAUUAACGAAAGAGGUCAAAAUUUCGCAACGGGAUCUUUUCUAGGGAUUUUAGAGAUUAUAUUUAGAGGUUCUAAAUUUAACGUUGCAGCCUUAACAUCACAACCCAUACGCUUCACGUCUGGCGCUUUUACGACACGUUUUCGCCAAAGCCAUCGUGUGCAAGCAGCGUUUUGCGGUAGUCGAGCAAAAUCAUUGCCUUUCUCGAGGACACAACUACUGGGUAAGAGCAAAUUGAAUGUUAAGAAAGUUCUUAAUAAAUGGCAGUAUCCAUUCAUUAUCAUCAGUGCUAAAUCAGCGAUAAAUGCUUUAGUGAGUUAUCAGGAAUUAUCUAUAAUUUUGUUUCGUGAUUUUUGGGGCUGAGUUAUUUAUAUAUACGAAGUAUUAUUUAGUCCUUGAAGAAACAAUCAGCCAACCUUCAUUUGUUUGAAACUGCAUUAUUAUUGCGCUGUACUAUCUGAUUCCUGUUUCAAGCGUUUGGGCAUUAUAAAACAGUGAUAUUGGCUUUAGAAAAUGAUUCAGCAGGCGAUUUGUUCAUCAUCAGUAAAACAUUGGCAAAGAAACCGGCACCUCUGAGUGGUGAAGUCAUCGUUUGGCCAUUCCUCCACGUAUUCACAUUCGGGAGAAAUAAAGUCCUCCAUACUUUUGCUUCAUUUCUAGAAAAAAGAAUGAUUGUUGAUUACAGUUGCAAUACUCAUUGCGGCUUUUUAUGUAAAAUUUAGUUGCAGCUGAAAACUUUCAGCGUGAAAAGGGUUCUGUUUAGGGCGAUGGUAUGAAUUGUUCGGAACGUUUGAUGUAGUCUACGGUAGACAAUAGUAUUCACAGAAUCUUUCAUAGCUUUAAGCUUCAGAUCGAAGCUGUCUAUGUGAACAUUAAUCAGUUAACCCGUAAGUUGCAUUUUCGAUCAGUACUGCAGUCAGAUGUCAGGUCUUUCUUGUCCGAUCCCUUGGAUUGAUCAAAAAGAUUCCCUGAUCAUGUUUUUUAGCCUCAUUGAUUCAGCAGUGAUAUGAGAAGGAGACGAAAAUUUUAUUGUAGAAGUUAUUUGAAAUUAGUCUCGCUCUUCAGAUAGCCUGCAGACACAGACGUAUUUCCGGUCGUCGUGGGCUUACUAAGGUGAAAAUUUUCUGACAAAUGGUACUGGCACCGAAAACAGGAAUGAAUCAUAUUUACUGAAUAUAGUUCCCUUCUUAACCUGCGAUCAAGCUUUUUUUUUUGGAAGAGAGUCGGUAAAAAAGACACGAAAGACAUAAUGGAGAUAUAGGGAGGGCAUGAUCGCAAUUGGCAGCCCUUUCGCUCUCUUCACUAAGCUGCCCACGAAAGCACGAAAACAGAACUUCUCACAAUCUAGUGCAUAACACAAUUACUGAGUUUCCUUAAUAUAUUUUGAAAGUCCCCGUGAGGAUAUGAAUCCACGGCCUCCCAAAGACCGGUCGGGGCGAAUGUCCCUCUCGGGGACGUAGAUGUUUUCCUUGACCUGAACUCGUGGCACACAGCGAGAUCACGACUGCAUAUUUUUUCAGAUCAAUGCGCGGUUAUUUAGAUUUUUUUUACGUCCCAGCUAUGAAGACGAACCUGUUUAUUUUAGCUUGAGAUCGGCGAAUCUUGGGGUCAAUUCAGUAAAACUUUAUCAAAUGUCACCCACAGGGUGGCUAUUCUUAAACUAUAGCUUCACUUGUAAAGGUUUUUUGAAAUUGGCUUAAGGUAAAAGUCAGAGUCACUGACAGAAUAUGAAUCCAUGACCCGGCUGCGAACAUGUCGAGGCAGAUUUCUCUCUUGGGACCCAUGUUGCCCUUGUUCUAAGCUCGUGACACUCUUACAGAACACGCUGUACGUCUUCCUUCUAGAGAGAUUUUGUUUGGAUUGCACGCUUUCAUAAGAGACUAUAAUGUAUUUCAGGUAGGGAUAUAGCCGGAAAAUGUCAGUCCUUAACAAGAGAAUACAAAUUCAGUUACCUAAGAGAUCCUGUUAAGGGUAGUUAUCUCAUGUUGGUGGACUCUUGCCCCAUACUUGCAUUGUGACUUACGAAAAAAAAAAAACGAGAUUUCCCUAUAAGGAUUUAUAUUUGGAUUUGUCACGGUUUAUGAAGACCGUUAAAUUUUUUAGUUAGGAAAAACAUAUCUACAAAAAAACCGUAGAGCUUUUAUUUUUCUGAAUGACACAGAAAACGACUGAGAUACUGUGUUUUCAAGUAGCCCUUAGCCGAUCAACAGAGCCAACAUUAUUUGAAGGGUUAAGCUCUAGACCUUUUCAAUUGUUUGCACGAUUAGCUUGUCUGCCAUACAAAACAGACUUCUAAAUUUAGUUCUUCUAUUAGUGAUUGGGAACAAUGCUCCUUGAGGGUGAACCCAUGCAUUUUUUGAGUUAAAGUCGACUCAGCUUAGACUUGAACCUUUAAUCUCUGGUUGCUGAAUAAGAUUGGGUGUGAAAGAGUUCCUCUGCUCGAAUGAAAAGAAACUCUUUUUCUUAUGGUAUUACGCUGAAAUCACUGUCGGGUUCAUCGAGCUAGGUGUAAACUAAAGAACGCUUGAAAAGCUUUCAAUUGUACAAACUUUGGUUUUUACGAUGUGAGUAAAUGAAAGAGGUAAUGUAUUAUAAGGAGAAAAAGAUCUAAACUUUGCAUUUAUUUACAGCUCUGGAUAAUUUUUUGUUACUUUCUUUCUAGUUUGCUUGGUGAAGACAUCCUGCCCUGGUUUGCUUAAAAACUUCACGCGGUUGUCGGUUUAAGAGAAGCGUUUAGUAAUUUAGACUUUGCCAGAAGACUGGUCUAUACCAAGUCAAUCAUGUAUUCACUACAUGACAUCACAAGCGUUUGCCCAAAAAUUGAACCAGUAGACUCUGACGAAGGUGAAACCAAUGAGCAAGGAGACAUGGAUCGUUUGCAUUCCCAGGCAAAGUCAUCUGUUGAAGAUUUUCCUAUCAAUAACAAUACAGUGCAUGGUAAAGUAAAUGAGUACGAUACCACCUUGAAAGGCGACAGAACCUCUCUUGAGAGACUAUCAACCAACAGCCUGGCACCUUACAAUAACGUAUCUACUACCCAAUCAGGCGAUUUGUUUCCUAGUAAGCACAUUACCGUUACUUACUCAACUGCAAACAAUACGACAGUUUCCAUGGAUACACCUGAAAUACAGAUAGGAAACGCGUUCACAGUGGUUCCAAUUUAUGAGAUCAACGGACGUGAAGGGCAAUAUUAUCCUGUGAGUGCCGCAGAAAAUAGUCAUGAUAUUCAAAAUGGUACCCAGCAUACAUAUAGGAAUAACAACAGCAAGAACAAGACCUAUGGAAAAACAUUCCUUCAACAAAAUGGUGGACCCGAGGGAUUGCCCGCGUACCGGUCGAAUUUUUACGGGAAAAUGCCAUAUGCGCUGGUGGCUUCCAGUGUAGGGCUUUCGCCGUACCAAGGAUUACCAACAUACAGUGGAACCCAUAGAGCUUUAACAGCGCAUGAGAUGGGACUCCAGGUUAAGCCUUGCUGUCAAUGUCCCUGUCACCUACAACUUCCACCACCAUCUCAUAUGGGUGCUGUUGAUAUGAAAAGCCAGCGGCCUUCAGUAAUCAUGGUACCUGCCAAGUUGGAUCAAGCUUUCGUGGGCGCAAACUCGAAGGUAAAGUUGUUUUGUGUAAAUAUUGCAUUGAAUUACAUUUCGUCCCAUGUAAGGUAAUUCUGAUUCCGGAAUUCCGAAAACUAGUUGGAAUCCUGAAUCCUGGGGCGCGAUCCAUUCAACCAAAAUUCCAACAGGUCCAACCGGGAAAAGUUGUCCACCUCAAAAGGUGGACCCGUUUUUUCGGUUGGACCAAACCGAUCCAUUGAGUUUUGGACGAAAUUUUGGUUGAAUGGACGCGCUCCUGGGCUUUUGAAACCGGAAUCCCUCUAACGAUUGGAAUACGGAAUUUUAAGGGCGCGAUCCAUUCAACAAAAAUCUCCGGAAAUUUCGGUCCAAAACUCAAUGGAUCGUUUCGGUCCAAUCGGAAAAGUGUCAAAAAAACUGGUCCACCUUUUGAGGUGGACCACUUUUCCCGGUCGGACCGGUCGAAAUUUUGGUUGAAUGGAUCGCGUCUCUAGCUCCGCUGCCAGGGGCGCGAUCCAUUCAACCAAAAUUUCCGGAAAUUUCGGUUCAAAACUCAAUGGAUCGUUUCGGUCCAACCGGAAAAGUGUCAAAAAAACUGGUCCACCUUUUGAGGUGGACCACUUUUCCCGGUCGGACCGGUCGAAAUUUUGGUUGAAUGGAUCGCGUCUCUAGCUCCGCUGCCAGGGGCGCGAUCCAUUCAACCAAAAUUUCCGGAAAUUUCGGUUCAAAACUCAAUGGAUCGGUUCGGUCCAACCGGAAAAGUUUCGAAAAAACGGGUCCACCUUUUGAGGUGGACCAAUUUUCCCGGUCGGACCGGUUGGAAUUUCAGUUGAAUGGAUCGCGCCCUCAUUCAGAAUCCGAGACGGUCUUGGAUUAUUUUAUAUGGGAUCAUACAUUACUUUUCAUUGCAUUGUUUGUCAUUACAUACCUUGUGAAUUCAGCGGGUUGUUACGUUGGGAUCAUUAUCAGCCUGUGCGUUUAAUGGUUACUGGCAUUCAAAAAAACAAACAAUCAAAAAUCAAAACAGAACUAGUAACCGGUGUGAAAUUCUUUGAAGGUUGAUUCAGAUUCAUCCGACGAUGACGAAGAAGGAAAUGAAGAAAAGUACUUUCGUGUGAAUAUCGAUGGCACAUCAGCAAGGUUCAAAUUAACCCGAGAAGACUGGGAAAGGAUUCCAAUAAAUACCUUCCCAAGCGGUGGCCGACUGUUGAGUGGGGACUGGACAAGAAUCUUCCUUGAAAAAGUUAAAGAAAGCAACCCAUGGUGCAGUUUGCGCUUCAAAAAUAAUCACGUGAGAUCAGAAAACUCGCGCAAAAUCCACUCAGCGGUUUUCUUCAGAGGAGGCGCAGAAUGCAAGCGACCGGAGUGCAAUGUGAAAGUGCGAUUUGUCAUCCAUAAAGAGAAAGGAAAGUAUGUGGAUGUGUCGUAUGUUGGCAACGUGUGUCACAGCAGCCAGCUUGGCGGAGGUGGCGUUGGAAGUGAAAGGAAGAAAAAGCAGGGCCGCCUUACCCGUUAAGCCUCUUUUGUGCAUGAAUAUCUUGAAGCUGGCGUUAAACACUCUUUAUAGUAUCUUUUAUAUUCAGCUUGGGUGCUUACUAAUACCAUCCGGGGGUAGUCCCAUUGAUACGGCUAUAUAGUUAAAAAACGAACACCGGGAACCACAUAACUCAGAACAAGAAUCAGUUGGUACUUCUUUUUGCCGAAUCUCUUCUUCUUUUAAGAUUCUCGUAGUAAACAGGCUGCACUGCAGCCGUAUUUUUGGCGGGCAAGGGUGCUUUUAGUCGCCCAUGCAGUUGUUCUUCGUCUCGUCACGGCGUUGCGUGACGAGACAAAGCAAUUGCCGUGGCCGCCAUCUUUGAGUCUAUAAGAUAAGAAGACUGGGGAGAGUGGAAGUAGAGACCCUUCGGGUAGGAGUUAGGACAAAUGGGAUUUAACUUGGUGGUCAAGCGAGCAGAAAUAUGCGCACACCCAAAGAAAACGCGUGCAACUAGGCUCGUACAAGACGAAUAAGCUAUUUAUUCAUUCAUGGAGUGAUUUUAUUUAACCAGUGAAAUAGAUAGUAGACUACUACGCUGUAUUUGAGGCUCUAAUGACAUCGGUUUCUUUUGAUUAUUUGAAGCUGCUCGGUAAUUGUUAGAUACUUUUUUUAUGGGUUAAGUAAAAUCAUUCUACGGAAGCGAAUAAUCAUAACGAUAUUUAGUUACUUUAAAAUUCUACUGAUAUGAAAAAUAACUUCUUUAAUAUCGUAUUUUAUUUUUAGUUUUGGCUAUAUUGUUUAACGUACGUAGUACGACAUGUCAAUGCUCAAUUCAUCCACUUUCUUGGCCAUGUGACGUAGCACGAUUAUCAGGUCAAGCGCGAAGGUUGCAAUUCAAAGUAAGCGACAAUAGCACGAAAAAGACAGUUGGCUUGUCUUUCAUCCCAUAUGAGGUUUAACCUUUGUCUCCUUUAUCUUAGGUUUCUGCUCCAUUACAUAGCCUUAUUAUUAGUAUUGGCUCGUCACGCUAUGAUUGCUCCCCAAUCAUCGAUGACGAGUCAAAAGCACGUCUGUGGGAGGAUAAAAUGUGAAAGAAAUAGUUCUUCAGUAAAACGACGAGUGCUCUGAGUGCAAAGAGUUUUAGAAAUUUUUUUUUCUUUACUUUCGAACUAACGAAACCGUGAAAACCAGAAAUAUAUCUUGAAUGUUAUUGUUUCAAAAAAAAAACUAAUCAGGCGUGAGAAAACUAAACCGCCAGCAAUAAGGUUAAUAAGCUUGUGGUUUUGUGGCUAGCUCGCAUUUCAUGAUCUUUGUUGUGAUACGUCAUGCCACAAUAAACAGUCCUGAAAUAAACAUUCGUCAAUUUAAAAAAUAAAGUACGAAGAUUGUGGUUACGUGGAACAGGAAUGACGUAUGCGUGGGAGCUUGUUGUGAUUGUAAAUACGACGUUUCGCAUUCAGAAAAAAGACUAGGGUUUUGAUUUCUAGAAUUCACACAUGUGCUUUGAAAGAGUGGAAGGGUGAUUAUUUUUUCUCAUGGUGGUAAGUUCAUUUCUAUAUUCCCAACCAGCUAGGAUUUUUAAUUAACUAAUUUCAAGAGAUUUAAUUACUGCUAGACACCAUAUCGUUUAUUUAGCUUUAUCAUUGUACGUGAUGAAACAUAAAAGUGUAUAUGAUAUUGUUCAAUGUACUAAAAUGUGAAAAGUUUGUUAAAUGUUCUAUUUUUCCAGCGCCGUAGACUUUACCGAGUCAGAGAAUAAGGAUUUACUGAUAUUUUUGUAAAGAAAACAGUUUUGCAUAAGUAAAUCAUUGCCGAUAAAUGACGGUGAAAAGAGAGAAAACUUUUAGUAUUGAUUCUUUCGUUUAUUUAGAAUAUUAUAUUUAUGAUAAGUGUAACUAUUUUUCUAUUGCAUAUCAUUAAAAUCUACUUUCCCAUACCUUUUGCU